Astrephomene gubernaculifera is the source of this 2777-nucleotide messenger RNA. Lineage: Eukaryota; Viridiplantae; Chlorophyta; Chlorophyceae; Chlamydomonadales; Astrephomenaceae. The record is from the annotation of a GenBank genome assembly.
CAGCACCAGCUUACAUAUUAUAACGCGGUAAUUAUCGCACCAUUCACAGUUUCCCUCAUUCCCAUCGUCAGCCGGCGCAUAGUUCAGCUGAAUAAGCGGCGACAUGGGCAAGGGAAUGGGUGGAGUGCUUUCAAGGAGAAAGCGGGAGGAAGUUCCUUCCGCGGGAGCGACAUCUGCGCCGGCGGAACCUACAGCUGCAGCUGCAUCUGCGGGAGCACCUGCAGAGACUGCUACUCCGGCAGCGCCUGCGGCGUCUGAGCCGGCAGCUGCUCCGAAAGCAGCCACCGAGGCUGGUAAGACGCCCGCUUCUACCGCGGAGCCGGAGCCCGAGCCUGCCUCUUCCGGGGCCACGAUGUCUCACGACUACACGCUUAAGCCUCACCCCACCAUCCCGGCGCCCGAGGGCCCGGUGAUGAUUUGCAUUCUUGACGGCUUCGGCGAGAACGAGUACAAGGACGAGUUUAACGCGGUCCACGUUGCGAACACGCCGACCAUCGAUGCUCUGCGCCAGGUGCCGAACCGGUUCCGCACCAUUAAGGCGCACGGCACAGCGGUUGGCCUGCCCAGCGAUGCAGAUAUGGGUAACAGCGAGGUUGGCCACAACGCGUUGGGCUCAGGCCAGGUAGUCGAUCAGGGUGCGCGGCUGGUGGACAUCGCCUUGGAGACUGGCAAGAUGUUUGAGGGCAACGGCUGGAAGCUGAUCAGCGAGGCGUUUGCCACCAACACCGUUCACUUCAUCGGCCUUCUGUCAGAUGGCGGUGUCCAUUCGCGCGCGGACCAGCUCGUAGGAUGCCUGCGUGGCGCGGCCGCUCGCGGUGCGAAGCGCAUCCGUUGCCACAUCCUGACCGACGGUCGUGACGUUCCCGAUGGCUCCUCGGUCAAGUUCGUUGAGGACCUCGAGGCCGAGCUUGCCAGCCUGCGUGAGAAGGGGUGCGACGCUCGUAUCGCUUCCGGCGGUGGCCGCAUGAAGGUCACCAUGGACCGUUACGAGGCGGACUGGAGCAUGGUGAAGCGCGGCUGGGAUGCGCACGUGCUGGGCAAGGCGCCCCGCACCUUCACGGACGCCAAGACAGCGGUCGUCACGCUGCGGGGUCCCGAGGACGCCCCCGUGUCCGACCAGUACCUGGACCCCUUUGUGAUCGUGGACGAGACGGGCGCCCCCGUGGGCACCGUGCAGGACGGAGACGCGGUGGUGCUCUUCAACUUCCGCGCCGACCGCAUGGUGGAGAUCAGCAAGGCCUUCGAGUACCCCGACUUUGCGGUGUUUGACCGGGAGCGCGUGCCGCAGGGUCUGCGCUUCGUGGGUAUGAUGCAGUACGACGGCGACCUGAAGCUGCCCGCCAACUUCCUGGUGCCGCCGCCCGAGAUCCUGCACGUGAGCGGCGAGUACUUGGUGAAGAACGGCAUCAGCACCUUUGCGUGCAGCGAGACGCAGAAGUUCGGACACGUGACGUUCUUCUGGAACGGCAACCGCUCCGGCUACCUGGACGCCAAGAUGGAGCAGUAUCUGGAGAUCCCCUCCGACAAGAUCGAGUUCAACCAGGCUCCCGACAUGAAGGCGCGCGAGAUCACCGCCGCCAGCAGGGAGGCGCUGCUGUCCGGCAAGUACAAGGUGGUGCGGGUCAACUUCGCCAACCCGGACAUGGUUGGCCACACAGGCGACCUGGCCGCCACCAUCCGCGCCUGCGAGACCUGCGACGCGUGCGUGAAGGAGCUGCUGCAGGUGGUGGACAGCGUGAACGGCCGCUGGCUGGUCACCUCCGACCACGGCAACGCGGACGACAUGGUGCAACGCGACAAGAAGGGCAAGCCGCUGAUGGGAGAGGACGGCAAGCCGCUGGCGCUCACCUCGCACACGCUGGCGCCGGUGCCGAUCUUUGUGGGCGGCAAGGGGCUGCCGGAGGGGGUGGUGUUCAAGCAGGGGGAUGCGGAGGCGGGGCUGGCGAAUGUGGCAGCCACCACGUUUAACCUGCUGGGGUAUGAGGCGCCGGAGAUCUACAAGCCGACGCUGGUGGAGGUGAAGACGGCGUGAGGAGGAGGGGUAGGAGGGUAAAAGGAGGAAAAGAUAAAGGAGGAGGAGGAGGAGCGGGGGAGGAGCGUGUAGGGCUUUGUGGCGAAGGAAGAAAGGCUGGGAUGGCGGGAGGAGGAUGGAGAAGAGGGGAUGUGGAAGAAUGGCCGGGGAGUAACCAGGCAAGGACAAGAGUGCAGGAGGGCUGUGUGCUCCGAGCGCGCAUUUAAGAAGAAGGGGAAUUCGUAAAAACGGCUGCGUGCUACGAAGAACCUGGACGUGACGGCUUCCUGUCUUAUAGCAGUCUUAACUUAUUGUGACAUGUUUGGGACGUGGGUGCUUCAGGCUGUCCAUUAACGCAGUGCUCUCACCUUGGCGCAGUGUCGUCGUAUUCUUUCUGCGUAAUCCGCCGUUGCUCGGAUGUGGGGUAUCGCAGCAUUGAGCGGCACGUACCUCAUUUGGGCUGUAUGUGGAUGGAUGUGGUGCCAGUGUUGGUGCUGCUACCCAGCUACUGACAGCACUUUAGGCGCACACCCAGCGCGCAAACGCGGCUUGUCGUGCGUUGUUCUAGCAAGCGGGAUUCUGAAAACAACAGGGUUUCACAAUGGAAGAGCCAACAUGCGUGCAUAGCCUUUGGUGCUUUCCCUGUCGGGGUGGAAGUUUCACUCCAAUGUCAAGUCGGGGUUAAGUCGAGACCAACUGAUGAUAUGCACCCUGGACGAGUGGAAAUAUGCAGAUUGCGUGUACAAAUGUAACCAUAUACCGGUAC